AUGGCGGCUCUUCCUCAAGUGACUGCUCCAGCAGCAGUGAGCCACGACCAGACCACUUCGCAAACAACAAAGAAUGAUCUAUUUGAUACUAUGGAUGACUGGUUACGAAGGGACCGUUUCGUUUUUGUAGGAUGGUCUGGCCUAUUGCUCUUUCCUUGUGCUUAUUUCGCUUUAGGGGGUUGGUUUACAGGGACAACUUUUGUAACUUCUUGGUAUACCCAUGGAUUGGCUAGUUCCUAUUUGGAAGGUUGUAAUUUCUUAACCGCAGCAGUUUCUACCCCUGCCAAUAGUUUAGCACACUCUUUGUUGCUACUAUGGGGGCCCGAAGCACAAGGAGAUUUUACUCGUUGGUGUCAAUUAGGCGGUCUAUGGACUUUUGUAGCUCUCCACGGGGCUUUUGCACUAAUAGGUUUCAUGUUACGCCAAUUUGAACUUGCUCGGUCUGUUCAAUUGCGGCCUUAUAAUGCAAUCUCAUUCUCUGGUCCAAUUGCUGUUUUUGUUUCUGUAUUCCUUAUUUAUCCACUGGGGCAAUCUGGUUGGUUCUUUGCGCCGAGUUUUGGCGUAGCAGCGAUAUUUCGAUUCAUCCUUUUCUUCCAAGGAUUUCAUAAUUGGACGUUGAACCCAUUUCAUAUGAUGGGAGUUGCCGGAGUAUUAGGUGCGGCUCUGCUAUGCGCUAUUCAUGGAGCGACCGUAGAAAACACUCUAUUUGAGGACGGUGAUGGUGCAAAUACCUUCCGUGCUUUUAACCCAACUCAAGCUGAAGAAACUUAUUCAAUGGUCACUGCUAACCGCUUUUGGUCCCAAAUCUUUGGUGUUGCUUUUUCCAAUAAACGUUGGUUACAUUUCUUUAUGCUAUUUGUACCCGUCACCGGUUUAUGGAUGAGUGCUAUUGGCGGUGGGGGUUUGCCGAUGAGUGCUAUUGGCGUAGUUGGCUUGGCUCUGAACUUACGUGCCUAUGACUUUGUUUCCCAGGAAAUCCGUGCAGCGGAAGAUCCUGAAUUUGAGACUUUCUACACCAAAAAUAUUCUUUUAAACGAGGGUAUUCGUGCGUGGAUGGCAGCUCAGGAUCAGCCUCAUGAAAAUCUUAUAUUCCCUGAGGAGGUUCUACCACGUGGAAACGCUCUUUAAUGGAACUUUCGUUUUAGCUGGUCGUGACCAAGAAACCACCGGCUUUGCUUGGUGGGCUGGGAAUGCCAGACUUAUCAAUUUGUCCGGUAAACUGCUUGGAGCUCAUGUAGCUCAUGCCGGAUUAAUCGUAUUCUGGGCCGGAGCAAUGAACCUAUUUGAAGUGGCCCAUUUCGUACCAGAAAAGCCCAUGUAUGAACAAGGGUUGAUUUUACUUCCACACUUAGCUACUCUAGGUUGGGGAGUAGGGCCAGGGGGGGAAGUUCUAGAUACUUUUCCGUACUUUGUAUCUGGCGUACUUCACCUAAUUUCCUCCGCAGUCUUAGGCUUCGGUGGCAUUUAUCACGCGCUUCUGGGACCCGAGACUCUUGAGGAAUCUUUUCCAUUCUUUGGUUAUGUCUGGAAAGAUAGAAAUAAAAUGACUACAAUUUUGGGUAUUCACUUAAUUUUGUUAGGUCUAGGUGCUUUUCUUCUAGUACUCAAGGCUCUUUAUUUUGGCGGUGUAUAUGAUACCUGGGCCCCUGGGGGGGGAGAUGUAAGAAAAAUUACCAAUUUGACCCUUAGUCCCAGUGUUAUAUUUGGUUAUUUACUAAAAUCUCCUUUUGGUGGAGAAGGGUGGAUUGUUAGUGUAGAUGAUUUAGAAGAUAUAAUUGGUGGGCAUGGGUGGAUUUUAGUGUAGAGUAUUUAGAAGAUAUAAUUGGUGUGGCAUGUAUGGUUGGGUUUUAUUUGUGUAUUUGGCGGAUGAAUUUGGCAUAUUUUAACCAAACCCUUCGCAUGGGCUCGCCGUGCAUUUGUAUGGUCUGGAGAAGCUUACUUGUCUUAUAGUUUAGCUGCUUUAUCUGUCUUUGGUUUUAUCGCUUGUUGUUUUGUAUGGUUCAAUAAUACAGCUUAUCCGAGUGAGUUUUAUGGACCCACCGGGCCAGAAGCUUCUCAAGCUCAAGCAUUUACUUUUCUAGUUAGAGACCAGCGUCUUGGAGCUAAUGUGGGAUCCGCUCAAGGACCCACAGGUUUAGGUAAAUAUCUAAUGCGUUCCCCAACUGGGGAGGUUAUCUUUGGAGGGGAAACUAUGCGUUUUUGGGACCUUCGUGCUCCAUGGUUAGAACCUCUAAGGGGCCCCAACGGUUUGGACUUGAGUAGGUUGAAAAAAGACAUACAACCUUGGCAAGAACGACGCUCAGCAGAAUAUAUGACCCACGCUCCUUUAGGCUCUUUAAAUUCCGUGGGUGGCGUAGCUACCGAGAUCAAUGCAGUUAAUUAUGUCUCUCCUAGAAGUUGGUUAUCAACUUCUCAUUUUGUUCUAGGAUUCUUCUUUUUUGUGGGCCAUUUAUGGCAUGCAGGAAGAGCCCGAGCUGCUGCAGCCAGGUUUUGAAAAGGGAAUCGAUCGUGAUUUGGAACCUGUUCUUUACAUGAACCCUCUUAACUAAGAUUUUCUUAUUUAUACCUGUUCUACUUUUUUUCUUCUGGCUCGGUUAUUCCAUCUAGCCGAGCCAUUCAUUCCUUUUUAUGAAAGAAAGAUAAGGGACAGAAAAAAUGAAAGAAACAAACGUAUUCAAUAAGCAAAAGGAGAGAGAGGGAUUCGAACCCUCGAUAGUUCCUAGAACUAUACCGGUUUUCAAGACCGGAGCUAUCAACCACUCAGCCAUCUCUCCACAGCCUAAUCCUUAUUUUACUCCUACAAAUAGAACAUAGCCAUAUAAAAAAUAAAAAGAUUUAUUAGCCUCUAGAAAGAUAUCAGAUACAAGUUCCUUUUCGAUAUAUCUCUGUAUACUGUAUACACGGAUACAGGAUCCGCUAUACCCGCUUGUGAAAUAAAGAGUAAAUAAUCUCUUCUCACCCCCAUAUCCAAAUAAAAAAGCGGUUUAAGUAAUAAAUUUGAAUUAAAGAGAAGAAUCAAUGGAUUCAUGAUUAAACCCCUCCUACUUCUUGUAUUUUUUUACAAUUUUGGUUUAAGU
This is a messenger RNA of Triticum urartu, 3077 nucleotides long. Lineage: Eukaryota; Viridiplantae; Streptophyta; Magnoliopsida; Poales; Poaceae. The record is from RefSeq and is a predicted model, not a curated record.